Messenger RNA from Scatophagus argus, 1970 nucleotides. It is a transcript of the gene uqcrc1, whose product is annotated as cytochrome b-c1 complex subunit 1, mitochondrial. The record is from RefSeq and is a predicted model, not a curated record. Bases 94 to 1530 code for a protein of 478 amino acids. Gene Ontology annotation, cellular component: mitochondrion. The transcript has 13 exons. Gene Ontology annotation, molecular function: metal ion binding. Lineage: Eukaryota; Metazoa; Chordata; Actinopteri; Scatophagidae.
AUAAUACCCAGUUGAACAUGUUCACAUGACGAAGAAGAAGAAGAGCUGCACGAGAACACCCGAGACUCCGCCCUGUGGUAACCUAACUUAGAAAUGGCGGCGUCCGUGUGCCGAGUCGGGAGCACCGUGGGUCGAGCCCUUGCCAGAAACCGCAGUCCCAUCCUGCUGUCUCUGAGGCGUGGACAGGCUUCAGUCAGCUAUGCUCAGGCCCUGGCGGGAGCCCCGGAGACUCGCCUCACUGCCCUGGACAAUGGUUUGAGGGUUGCAUCUGAGGAGACUGGACAUGCCACGUGCACUGUUGGACUGUGGAUCAGUGCGGGCAGUCGCUACGAGAGUGAAAAGAACAAUGGAGCAGGCUUCUUCCUGGAGCACAUGGCUUUCAAGGGAACCAAGAAGCUUCCUCAGACAGCCCUGGAGCAACAGGUGGAGUCUAUGGGUGCUCACUUGAACGCCUACACCUCCAGGGAGCACACUGCAUACUACAUGAAGACCCUGGCCAAAGAUCUGCCCAAAGCGGUGGAGCUGCUGUCUGAGGUGGUGCAGAGCUGCUCGCUGAGUGAGGCGGAGAUUGAGCAGCAGAGGAGUGUGGUACUGCGUGAGCUGGAAGAAGUUGAGGGUAACCUCCAGGAUGUUUGCCUGGACCUGCUGCACGCCACAGCCUUCCAGGGCACGCCUCUGGGACACAGUGUGCUGGGACCCUCCAGCAAUGCCAGGACUCUGACCCGUCAGGACCUAGUGGAAUACGUCAACAGCCACUACAAAGCCCCUCGCAUGGUGCUGGCUGCUGCUGGAGGUGUGAACCAUGAGGAGCUGGUCGGUUUGGCUAAAUCUCACUUCAGCGGAGUGUCUUUUGAGUAUGAGGGAGAUGCCAUCCCUGUGUUGUCACCCUGCAGAUUUACAGGCAGUGAGAUCCGUAUGCGUGAUGAUGAUUUGCCUCUGGCGCAUGUUGCCAUUGCUGUGGAGGGGGCCAGUGCCGACAGCCCAGACAUCGUGCCCCUCAUGGUGGCCAACUCCAUCAUCGGUAGCUUUGACCUCACUUAUGGUGGCGGAAAGCAUCUGAGCAGCCGUCUGGCUCGCCUGGCAGUGGAGGCAAACCUGUGCCACAGCUUCCAGGCCUUCCACUCCUCCUACACCGACACCGGCCUGCUGGGCAUUCACUUUGUGGCUGAUAAGAACUACAUCGAAGACAUGAUGCACUGGUCCCAGAAUGCCUGGAUGAACCUGUGUACCACAGUGACGGAGAGUGAUGUAGCCAGAGGCAAGAACGCCCUGAAGGCCAGUCUGAUUGCACAGCUCAAUGGAACAACACCAGUUUGUGACGACAUUGGCAGACACAUCCUGAGCUACGGGCGCCGUAUUCCUCUGGCAGAGUGGGACGCUCGGAUCGACGCCGUAACUCCCAAGGUUGUUCGUGACAUCUGCUCCAAAUAUAUCUACGAUAAGUGUCCUGCUGUAGCAGCUGUUGGCCCCGUCGAGCAGCUGCCCGACUACAACAGACUGCGCAGUGCCAUGUACUGGCUGAGGUUUUAAGAUCAGUUGUUGUGUCGCUCCGAGUGUCCUAUGUUUGCUCCUCAUCUUCAUCCUCAACACCCCCCGCCUCUGUCCCGCCAUCACCGCGAGCGCGAACACCCGAGGAUUUGCUCACACAUUGGCUUGACGGCACGGGCAGCCUCUCUCUUCUCUGCGUCUCCCACCCAAUGAUCAGUUUUAGUUAGCAAUGAGGGGUGAGUUUUGAGAUUACACAUCUGUUACCUCUUGAUUGUACAACACUGGUCCUCAUCUGGCACAGUUUUGGAGAGGAGAGAGGAGAAAAAGCGGGCAGACUUGAAUAGAAAAUUAUCACCUACUGGACACGAAACAGCCAGUUUGGAGCAAGAAAAUAUUUAUAAUUUCUGUAACAUUUGUUUCUGUCCUCUAUUGUACAUAACAGAAGCUCUCAUUCCCACAAAAUAAAAACGCUGUAAAAGAUU